AUGUCCUACAAGCAAAUUCUCUACAACAAAGCGCCAACAGACGCAAUCGACCCCUCCCUCUCCAACGGCACCUUCCGCCUAAACACCCUCCCCACUCCCACCAAUGUGCCCACAGACAAACUCCUCGUGCGCGUGCAUUACCUCUCCCUCGACCCCGCCAUGCGCCAAUGGCUAACCGCCAAGCGCUCGUACAUCGCACCCGUCGAGCUGGGCGCCGUCAUGCGCGGCCAGAGCAUCGCGCAGGUCGUCUCCGUCGGAACCGACCUCACCUCCACCUACAAGAAAGGCGACUGGGUUGUCGCGUACUCCGGAUGGCAGGAAUACGCCGUGCUGGGCGCGAAGGAGGUGGAGAAGGUCACCGUGCCUACCGGCGGCCGGCCCACGGACGCCAUGUCUGUUCUCGGCAUGACCGGGCUCACUGCAUACUUCGGUAUGACGGAGGUGGGACAGCCGAAGGCUGGGGAGACCGUUGUUGUUUCUGGGGCUGCGGGCGCGACGGGGAUGGUUGCGGGUCAGAUUGCGAAGAUUAAGGGGGCGAAGAGGGUUGUUGGGCUGGCGGGGAGUAAAGAGAAGUGUGAGUUCCUGGUCCGGGAGCUGGGAUUUGAUGCUGCGGUUAAUUAUAAGGAUGGCGAUUGGAGGAAGCAGCUCAAGGAAGCGACUCCUGAGUAUAUUGAUGUGUUUUUUGAUAAUACUGGUGGUGAGAUUUUGGAUGCUUGUCUUGCGCGUGCGGCGAGGGAUUCGAGGUUUGUUAUUUGUGGUGCUAUCAGCCAGUAUAACACCUCUAAGCCUCAGGGUCCGGCGAGCUUUAUGAGUGUUAUUUCGCAACGCAUUACUAUGAAGGGAUUCAUUGUCUUCGACUAUGCCAAGAAGUAUCCCGCUGCCCUGCGGGAGCUGGGAUCCUGGUUGGCGCAGGGUAAGCUCAAGCGCAAAGAGCAUAUUGUUCCUGGUGGCAUCGAGGGAGCACCUAAAGCGUUGGUUGAUUUGUACAAGGGUGUGAACACUGGCAAGAUGAUGGUUGAGGUUGCGCCUGUUAGCGAGGCACUGGGUGCCAAGGCUAAGCUGUAA
Messenger RNA from Penicillium argentinense, 1065 nucleotides. Its product is annotated as NADP-dependent oxidoreductase. The transcript has 2 exons. Lineage: Eukaryota; Fungi; Ascomycota; Eurotiomycetes; Eurotiales; Aspergillaceae. Gene Ontology annotation, molecular function: oxidoreductase activity, acting on the CH-CH group of donors, NAD or NADP as acceptor. The record is from RefSeq and is a predicted model, not a curated record. The coding region runs from base 1 to 1065 and encodes 354 amino acids.